GCAGCUGGGGAAGAACAGUCGUUCACUUCUGCCUGCUUGACUCUUCUACUGCUCCCCUUAGCAGGCCUUUUCUGAUCUGUUCUGGAGGAGAAUUUCCCACAGGGCUGCACCAGCACAUCCGGGCUUUGCUUUUCCAGUCUGCUCUUGCCAACUGCCAUGCCAGUAUGUGUGUGUUCUUCCACCUGCGGACCUAGAUGGCUCUAAAGCGUAGUACAUGCAACCAGAGUCAGGAUGACGUGUACAUUAGUAAGAGGUCUAAGGCAGCAUCUGUGGAAAUUACAUGUAAACCAGUACAAAAAGACUUGUCUUGCUUCUGUCAGGCUAAGUCCAUGAGACAGGCUGGGGAAGUUUUUGUGCAUGUACUGUCCUCAGCAUUUGGAUUCACACUUAUAACUGCUGUAUCAGAAUUUCAGCAAAAUAUCUCAGUGUAGAUUGACAACUGAAGUCAUCGACUGAGGCCUGCUUCUCAUCCCAGUCAUUUAAAGAUUAGUCAUUCAGACUGUUUGCUUAUUUCAAGGUCAGUGACAAGCUUAAGUACUUAGAAAAUUCUGAGUGUGUAAAAUUACCUCCAUUACUUUGACAUCACAUGCUUACAUCAAUAAUAAAAUAAAAUGUUUACAGUUUA
Molecule: messenger RNA, 625 nt
Organism: Alexandromys fortis (reed vole)
Lineage: Eukaryota; Metazoa; Chordata; Mammalia; Rodentia; Cricetidae
Gene: Pigy
Product: phosphatidylinositol glycan anchor biosynthesis class Y
Biological process (GO): GPI anchor biosynthetic process
Cellular component (GO): glycosylphosphatidylinositol-N-acetylglucosaminyltransferase (GPI-GnT) complex
Source: RefSeq, a predicted model, not a curated record